AUGAUGCUGUCUUCUCCGUGCCGGCAGUUGAGCUACGGUGCGCCCUCGCGCGUCUACCGCCGAUGUGCCUCGAGCUCCUCAGCAGCCGCCGAAUCCAAAAAGGAAAACAGCACCGUCGGUAGUGAAGCUGUAACUACUCCUCUCGAUGCUACCUCGACCGCGACCGCGACCCUCGAUCCCGACGUCGCUCUCUCCUCCACGUUGAACCCCCCUGCCUCCACGCGCCCGCCGCCAUUGAACGUUCCUACUAGAGAUCCAGAGGCGUCCCUCUUUAGCUACCUGUUCAGCGUUGGCAAGACGUACUAUGCAUUCUACAGAGCUGGACUAAAGGCUAUCAACACAAAUCGAAAGCUGCUGAACGAAGUGUCAAACAGUCUAGAUGCGCCGGCGAGUCUAAAGGACUCAUCAGAUACAAAAGUACGUCCUACCAGGGCUGCAAUCCUUUUGAGGGAGCGAACCCGGCACGACCUGUCCCGCUUGCCAGUCUUUGGCCUGGUUUUGCUGGUUUUUGGCGAGUUCACGCCGCUCGUCGUACUGGCUUUUCCGAAGUUGACCCCGUACACUUGCCGCAUCCCAAAACAAAUCGAGAAGCUGCGAAGCAAUGCGCAAGAGAGACGAGAUGCAUCGAUACGGAAUAUACGGCACGCAACGGAGCCAUCCGCGCUCAACAAGCUUGCGCCUGGCCACAUCGUGCGAUGUCUGGAUCUCGCCAACAGCCUUUGGGAUAAAGCAGGUAUCGAUCCUCCGUUCGCUUCAGCAAAGGCCGAGAAAGCCAUUGGCAGAAUUGUUACAGAUGAUGCUAUGAUCAGGGAUGGUGGCGGCGUCAAUGCCCUGGAGCCUGAUGAGGUUGUUCUGGCCUGCGAGGAUAGAGCCUUUGACGUGAGGAGUGCCGACGUCGAAACACUUCGAAACAAACUCUCCAAGUGGAUUGAGGCAUCAACGAAAGCGGAAGGCGCUGAUAGCAAGGCUGUCGUCAGAAACAUGCUCAUUGGGCUCGACAAUGAGACGAAAUGA
Pestalotiopsis fici W106-1 is the source of this 1014-nucleotide messenger RNA. RefSeq lists its product as uncharacterized. Lineage: Eukaryota; Fungi; Ascomycota; Sordariomycetes; Amphisphaeriales; Sporocadaceae. Gene Ontology annotation, cellular component: mitochondrial inner membrane. Gene Ontology annotation, molecular function: ribosome binding. Bases 1 to 1014 code for a protein of 337 amino acids. The record is from RefSeq and is a predicted model, not a curated record. Gene Ontology annotation, biological process: intracellular monoatomic cation homeostasis. The transcript has a single exon.